This is a messenger RNA of Homarus americanus (American lobster), 5879 nucleotides long. RefSeq lists its product as uncharacterized. Bases 64 to 5166 code for a protein of 1700 amino acids. NCBI's taxonomy places the organism in Eukaryota, Metazoa, Arthropoda, Malacostraca, Decapoda, Nephropidae. Gene Ontology annotation, cellular component: neuron projection; synapse; membrane. The record is from RefSeq and is a predicted model, not a curated record. The transcript is spliced from 15 exons. Gene Ontology annotation, molecular function: extracellular ligand-gated monoatomic ion channel activity; protein binding; neurotransmitter receptor activity. Gene Ontology annotation, biological process: chemical synaptic transmission; signal transduction; regulation of membrane potential.
GGUGUUGUGGUGGAUGGCGGCGGAAACAGAAACACCUCUAACCUGCCGCUAUCCCUUUCCUCUAUGUCACUCACCAUGAUGGACUCGAGAGUGGUGUUGGCGGCCUUCACCUCCACUCUCCUCCUAUACGCGUGUGUGGGGGGCGUGACGGUGCUGAGGUUCCAGGAGGACGGGGUCGCCACUAACGACUCCAUAGCAGUGUACAAGGGCGACCUCAGCAGGACCCGCCACCUCUACUCCUUCACCUUCUGCAUGAGGUUUAAGGUUUUCUUUCUGCAUCAGCGUGGCACAAUCUUCUUCCUCUACGACAGCGUGCAAGGACGAUACUGGAUGCUGAGAGGAGAGGUGUGGGUGGACAAGGUGAGGGUAGCCAUCUCGCACACCUGGCACUUCAUGCCCCUCGACCAGCAGCUAUGGGCCUUCAGGUGGUAUCACCUCUGCUUCACCCACAACCACGAAACUUACUUGAUCCAGACCUUCCUGGAUGGGGUGAUGGUGAGGAACAGUUCCUACAACGUCAACCGACCAGCAUUUGGCGACUAUGCUGCAGUGGGUAAUGGCCAAGCCACCGAGGAGAGCUACAGUGGAGACAUUACCCAGGUCAAUGUGUGGGACAGGAUAAUGAGCGAUGAAGAGAUCCGGAAAAUGGCUCACUGUCAAAUUGACCCCAAAGGAAACUUCAUCUCGUGGGAGGGAGGAUGGACUCUAAACAAUGUAUCUUCGUAUGAAAUGUCUCUUUCUGAAAUCUGCGAGCAGGAGGUAGGUAAUAUUUACUUCUGGUUUCCAGAAGUCACGGACGACACGGCCCAAUACAUUUGUGAGGCGCUGGGCACUCAUCUGCCACACAUCACCAGCCUCCAAGAUGCCGAGUAUCUGUACCAACUGUCGGAGACAAUGUGGCCUGAGACUGACCAUUGUCCAGUAUAUAUCUGGAGUCCACUAAAUGACAAGAAGGAAGAAAAUGUUUGGGUGGCUUCUUAUGACAAGAAUUAUAUCGAUAAUACAACUUACUGGUCACCAGAUGAACCAAAUGGUUACAGAUAUGAAAACUGCGCUGCGGUACGACGAGAUGGGCUGAUUGAUGAUGACUGCGCCUGGUACAGGUGCGCAUUAUGCACAUUUACGCAGCCUCAGAGAUUUUCCUUUCUCGGAACAUGUGAACCAGAAUUGCGUAACGUAUACUUUGUUGCGUACCAGGAGGAAUAUGGUGGACUGAUUUUCAGGAGUUAUGGCUCAUACCACAUUAAGAAAGAGAAUGGGACAUGGAUCUAUGUGGACACCGUACAAGGCUACAAUAUCGCCAGGAUGGAAGCCUUUGAUCCCGAGUUUCCAAUGGGACGUAGGUGGUGGCAGUUGGAGCGAGAGGUGUGCGGCCAAGUCAGUGGUGGUCGACGUCGUAUGCUCCUCACACCUUGCCUAUACCAGCAUUAUACAUGUGAUGACGGCACCUGCAUCCCACACCACUACCGCUGUGACCUGAAAUACGACUGUCGAGAUCAAAGCGACGAAUUGGAUUGUGAACUUAUCUUAUUUCCUAAAGACUACCAUCAACACCUGCCUCCGAGGGUGCCGGGAAAGGAGGACUCCAAGCUGCCGGUUGUGAUAAAGGUUAUCGUCAAGUCCAUAGAUGUUCAGACUGUGGAGAUGGCCAUGAAAUUAUCUUAUGAAAUAGAGAUGAGUUGGUAUGAUAACAGACUUCAAUAUUAUAAUUUAAAGUCGAAUGAUAGUCUCAACAGCCCGCGUCUUGACACUAUGAUGAAGCUGUGGUCACCACUGGUGAAGCUCCUCAAUACAGACACCAUCGAUCAGUCACUGUUGGCCUUUGACGCCACCACACUUGUCAAGAGGCUGACCAAACCCUUGUGGAGGGACGAAGGCGCUGCUGGCGAAGUGGACAUAUACUCGGGAGAGGAGAACCCCUUAUCGGUGAGCAGGAAGUACAGUACAAAGUACGCCUGCCAGUUUGACCUCACACUCUACCCUUUUGACAGCCAGCAUUGUGACAUUCACCUCCAGAUUGUGUCUGGCCAAGUGUCCUUCCUCGACGUCCACCCGGACUCUGUUGUUGUGUACUUGGGGAGUCAAGUGCUGAACGAAUACAAGAUCGGGGAUGUGAAAGUUCUGUUGGAGAAGGAAUACAUGCCAGGUGAGGCUCGGGUUCGUGUGCCAAUGACGCGGCUGUACGGGAACUCCAUCCUUACUAUCUACAUCCCGUCCCUCAUCCUCAUGAUCAUUAGUUACCUCACCCUCUUCUUCAGAACCUCCAUCUUUGACGUGCGUGUGAUGGUCGCCCUCACCGCUCUUCUUGUUCUAGCAACACUCUUCGCCCAGGCAUCUUCUUCACUCCCCAAGACGUCAUACUUCAAGAUGGUGGACAUCUGGUUGUUAUUCUGCGUGGGAAUCACUUUCCUGGUCAUCAUAUUUCAUAUACUGAUCGACAAUCGGCUCUUCAGCCAGGCCAAGAAGACCCAGGUGAAGCCUUUUGGAAAGUCGGAUUCAUUUGUCGAUGACGAAUCCGUGGGUCUGCGGGGACGCUUUCGCUGGUCACCCAAUAUAUCGGUGGAACAAAUGGUGUUACUGGCUAAGGCUUCUGUGUUCCUCCUCAUCAUUUGUUUCAUCAUUGGAUAUCUCGUGUACAUAGUACGUUUGUGUGUUGAGGGCGUGACGGUGAUGAGGUUCCAGGAAGACGGACAAGAGACAAUGGAGACGAGAGCUGUGUACGCUGGCGACCAUGGGAGAUCCGACCACCUUUACUCCUUUACCUUCUGCGUCAGAUUCAAGAUAUUCUUCCUUCACCAGCGGGGCACACUCUUCUUCAUGUACGACAGUGUUGAUCGCCGGUACUGGAUGAUGAGAGGAGAGGUGUGGGUGGACAAGGUGAGGAUCUCCAUCUCUCACACCUGGCACUUCGUCCCUCUUGACCAGCAGCUCUGGACCCACAGGUGGUACCAUCUUUGCUUUACCCAUAACCACCUAACCUACGUGAUCAGGGCCUUCCUGAACGGGCAAAUGGUGAGGAACACUACCUACAAUGUCAACCGACCAGCCUUUGGCGACAAUGUGGUACUCGGCAACGGGCGGGCCUCCGAGGAGAGCUACAGUGGAGACAUAUCCCAGGUUAAUAUCUGGGACCGGGUAUUGAGUGACGAGGACAUCCAGAAGAUGGCUCACUGUCAGAUUGAUCCUACGGGAAACUUCAUCUCGUGGGAGGAAGGUUGGGAUCUCCAAAACAUCUCUACUUAUGACAUGCCUCUGGGUCAGUUUUGUGAGCAGGAAGAAGGAAAUAUCUACUUUUGGUUCCCAGAUGUCACGGACCCCACGGCCCAAUACCUAUGUGAAGCAUUGGGCACUCAUCUGCCGCACGUCACCAGCCUGCAGGAAGCCCAGUUCUUGUACCAACUGUCGGAGACAAUGUGGCCUGAAACUGACCAUUGUCCAGUGUAUAUCUGGAGUCCACUUAACGACAAGAAGGAAGAAAAUGUUUGGGUGGCUUCUUAUGACAGUAAAUUAGUCGAUAAUACCUCUUACUGGUCACCAGAUGAACCUAAUGGUUACCGAUAUGAAAACUGCGCUGCAGUGCGAAAAGACGGGCUGAUUGAUGAUGACUGCGCCUGGUACAGGUGCGCAUUAUGCACCUUUACGCAGCCUCAGAGAUUUUCCUUUCUCGGAACAUGUGAACCAGAAUUGCGUAACGUAUACUUUGUUGCGUACCAGGAGGAAUAUGGUGGACUGAUUUUCAGGAGUUACGGAUCAUACCACAUUAAGAAAGAGAAUGGGACAUGGAUCUAUGUGGACACCGUACAAGGCUACAAUAUCGCCAGGAUGGAAGCCUUUGAUCCCGAGUUUCCAAUGGGACGUAGGUGGUGGCAGUUGGAGCGAGAGGUGUGCGGCCAAGUCACCGGUGGUCGACGUCGUAUGCUCCUCACACCUUGUCUCUACCAGCAUUAUACAUGUGAUGACGGCACCUGCAUCCCACACCACUACCGCUGUGACCUGAAAUACGACUGUCGAGAUCAAAGCGACGAAUUGGAUUGUGAACUUAUCUUAUUUCCUAAAGACUACCAUCAACACCUGCCUCCGAGGGUGCCGGGAAAGGAGGACUCCAAGCUGCCGGUUGUGAUAAAGGUUAUCGUCAAGUCCAUAGAUGUUCAGACUGUGGAGAUGGCCAUGAAAUUAUCUUAUGAAAUAGAGAUGAGUUGGUAUGAUAACAGACUUCAAUAUUAUAAUUUAAAGUCGAAUGAUAGUCUCAACAGCCCGCGUCUUGACACUAUGAUGAAGCUGUGGUCACCACUGGUGAAGCUCCUCAAUACAGACACCAUCGAUCAGUCACUGUUGGCCUUUGACGCCACCACACUUGUCAAGAGGCUGACCAAACCCUUGUGGAGGGACGAAGGCGCUGCUGGCGAAGUGGACAUAUACUCGGGAGAGGAGAACCCCUUAUCGGUGAGCAGGAAGUACAGUACAAAGUACGCCUGCCAGUUUGACCUCACACUCUACCCUUUUGACAGCCAGCAUUGUGACAUUCACCUCCAGAUUGUGUCUGGCCAAGUGUCCUUCCUCGACGUCCACCCGGACUCUGUUGUUGUGUACUUGGGGAGUCAAGUGCUGAACGAAUACAAGAUCGGGGAUGUGAAAGUUCUGUUGGAGAAGGAAUACAUGCCAGGUGAGGCUCGGGUUCGUGUGCCAAUGACGCGGCUGUACGGGAACUCCAUCCUUACUAUCUACAUCCCGUCCCUCAUCCUCAUGAUCAUUAGUUACCUCACCCUCUUCUUCAGAACCUCCAUCUUUGACGUGCGUGUGAUGGUCGCCCUCACCGCUCUUCUUGUUCUAGCAACACUCUUCGCCCAGGCAUCUUCUUCACUCCCCAAGACGUCAUACUUCAAGAUGGUGGACAUCUGGUUGUUAUUCUGCGUGGGCAUCACUUUCCUGGUCAUCAUAUUUCAUAUACUGAUCGACAAUCGGCUCUUCAGCCAGGCCAAGAAGACCCAGGUGAAGCCUUUUGGAAAGUCGGAUUCAUUUGUCGAUGACGAAUUCGUGGGUCUGCGGGGCCGCUGCCGCUGGUCACCCAGUUUGUCCGUAGAACAGCUGGAGAAGUUGGCCAAGGUGGCCGUGUUCCUCCUUAUCAUAUCUUUCAUCACUGGCUACCUCGUGUAUAUAAUGAAAUAAGUAUCCCUGUCAAGGCUCACUCAGUCUAGCGAUGAGUACAUCUCUUGUUUUAUCAUCAUUAACGUGGACAUAAAAUCCUAAACAGAAGAGUGUCAGAGUGUGACUUGAGAUCCCUCCGAGAUAGGACACAACAAUUCUAGGGUCCCGAGUGGAUGGCGUCACGGUAAUAUGAACCUUAUAUGAAAACAUUUUUUUCAUGAAAAUUUAAGAGCAUCACUGUUGUCACCACCGGCAACAUUCAAAAGCCUCGAUCCUUCGAAUUAUUCUAAACAAACACAAUUCUUAUAAUGUCGCCAUUUCAAUGUUCUAAGUUCUUAUGGCCGGGCACUUCGAUCUUUUUAUUUUCUUUGUAGUAGUGAGGUUACCCCAACUGUCUGUUCUGUUUGCUCCAAUUGAUUCUUAUUACAUAUUUACCUCGCCCAUAGAUAACAAUACAUAUUGGCACAUUCUUAGGUUUAUUUUAUGUGACCAGAGAGAAAGUAUUUAUAUAUGGGGAUGUUUUAUCUUAUUGCUUUAUAUGUUUAGUUAAUAUUUUUAUAGUAAAGAUAAUAUUCACAGAUGCAGCUGAAGCAACAUUCAUAGAAUAUUUCCCCCACACAUCCAAAGUUGUUGUUAACCUGUGAUGUGGAUUAUGGAAUAUUUUUGGAAUAAUUAUACACUUGUACAUGUAAUAGAAAUUAAUAAAGAUAAAUAAUAAAAUUACACCCCAGGUA